Messenger RNA from Zophobas morio, 2633 nucleotides. RefSeq lists its product as uncharacterized. NCBI's taxonomy places the organism in Eukaryota, Metazoa, Arthropoda, Insecta, Coleoptera, Tenebrionidae. The record is from RefSeq and is a predicted model, not a curated record. The coding region runs from base 95 to 1495 and encodes 466 amino acids. Gene Ontology annotation, cellular component: membrane. The transcript is spliced from 6 exons.
GGUUGUGUCAGUUUUGUUCAGUCAAUGAAAAUAGUCAGUUCACUAGCUGGGAAUUUUAGCACCUCCUGUGACGUCGGUAGCGUCGCCCAAUGGCAUGUUGGGUUUCCUAUUGAUUACUUGGAAAAAUGGCAGGACUGUGAAAACAUAUGGACUGAACCUCCUGGAAAUAUACAAUAUGAAAUUCACUUUCAUAUGUAUUGUCAUCGUAAUAUCAUGUAGUGUUUGUGCUUCCGGGGAUCUGGAAAUUUAUCCGGAUUUGAAAUUUGACUUGUCUUCUGAAGAACAACGACCGCGUUUAGAGAACGAUGAAGAUAUCCCGCUUUAUGAUGAAAAUUAUCGGAGAUGGCCCUGGGAGAAGCCGUUGUUUGAAAACUGGGGAACCAGAAAAAAAGAACAAAAUUUUCCUUUAGAGCUUCCAGAACAAUUACAAAAAUUUCAAGAAUUUUUAGACAGAAACCAAAAUCAGUUUAACAGUGAAGAAGAUCUUUCUCUUCCUAUCGAGGACGCCUACAAUGAGUACAAAAAUAUAGAAAAAAAUCUCAAUUACGACAGAUUUAACUAUCCCAUCAAUAGUCAGAUUUUAGACGACGUUAGACCUUAUCCACAUGAAGACGAUUUUAGUUUUGGCGAAGACGAUAUUGGGGACGAAAUAAGGGAACACAGUAUACAACAUCAAAGACAUGUUCAUCAGCCGGCAACCUCCCAUUCUAGUCACAUGGAAAGUAUUCCAGGCGAAGGAGUUGAAAAAAACACUGAAGAGGCGUCUGGAAAAGGCAGUCUGCUAAAAAAUGCCAAAUUGGUGGAUGAUCCAAGUCAGUUUGCAUAUCCUCCAUCGGACGCCAGAUUUUUUCAGAAUGUCGAAACUGAUAAAGGUGAUCAAAAAAUCCAGUCAAAACUUCAACAGCUAGCAGACAAUAAUAUACGACUGGCUCAUCGGAGUGAUGAAAGCGUAGGUAAAGAAGGCAGAAAAGAAGUGAAAGCGACUACAAAGGAUGACCAAGUGGAAGUAGUUGCUGUUAAGCCGCAGCUUGCAACGAAUGAAUCUGCAGGAGUAUACAUAAUUGCUGUGGUGGCUGGAAUUAGCGCCGCUGCAACUGUUGGACUGAUUGCAGUUGGAAUUGGAUGGUACAAUUUGCAGAAACAUGUGAAGAACGCGUCAGAUGUGGAAUAUCCAGCUUACGGAGUUACAGGACCUAACAAGGACGCCUCACCAUCCGGCGACAGACGACUAGCUCAGUCGGCACAAAUGUAUCAUUAUCAGCAUCAGAAACAGCAGAUCAUAGCAAUGGAGAGUAGAGCCGCUGCAGGAGAGAGGCAUGGUUCCGUUUCAGAAGCAGACAGCGACGAGGAAAACGAAGAAGGAGAUUAUACUGUAUACGAAUGCCCUGGAUUAGCACCCACUGGGGAAAUGGAAGUGAAAAACCCACUUUUCCAAGACGAUCCAACACCGGCUCAAACACCACCCGUUAAGCCAAAUGGGGACGAAAAGAAAUAAAUUGACCAUCAAAAUUAUUCAAUAACUUUUAAGUCAUCGAAAUAAAGGAAGCACUAUACGAAAUGGAACGAUUGUUUGUGUCCCUUGAUACAAAACAUCAGUUUCAUUCGAAAAGUUGCUAGCGCUAUCAGAACGUGAUGUGCAACCAAGAAAACUUGUAAAGUUUUCUAACUUUUAAAACUUGGUGGUCAACACUGUCAUGUCUGGAUCACGGGAAGGCCCACUUUCGAAAAGACUUAAAAAUAUUGAAUAACUUAUAAAAUAAAUUUAAGUAAAUUAUAUUUUUUGUUUCUGUUGCUUUAUUUGGCUCUUUAUGUACACAUGUAAUCAAAAUAAAUUAUUUUCUGGCAAGCAAAAGGCGUUUUUUUUUAAAUAAAUGAUUAUUUUGAUCACAAGUGUACUUAAAUAUAUAUAUUUUUUGUUACGCUGUUCCUUCAAGACUGAGGCAAAACACCUAAAAUAGUAUAGGUUAAAGUAAUAUAUAUUUUUGCAAACUAUUAGAGAUUUUUUCCUUAAGUAUAAUGAUGCUUUAUCAACCGAUUUUAUUGCAAUAAUUUUUUAUAUUCACGCAAACUACAAACCAAAUUUUCUGGUUUAUUCAAAACAUACGACAUUGAGAGAAUGGUUUAUAAAAUGAGUAUGUACGUACGUGUUCUAUAUUAGUACAGACUGUAAAUCACUCCAAUUAAGUACUAGUAUUUUAUAUGAAUAAUUUGGUUAGAUUUUAUUAAUUCAGUCACGUUAUGUUACUGGGAGUUACAACAGAACGAAUUUUGUUAGCCAAGUUCAUAUUGAUAAAUUUAAUAUGCAUAUAAAUUGGGUAAAGUGAGAUAGAGAGAAUAUUAUUAUUGUAUAAAUGUUAGAGUUUAUUUAAAUGUAUAAUGUACCUAACGUUGAAUUGUUUUAAAAUGUAAAUUUUAAAUUAUUUAAUAUCAAUAAAAUAAUAUCAUACUAAUAUCAAAAACUAAUACAUUCUAGAUAUCACUAGUUAGGAUGUAGAAUUUAUAGACAACGUAGGGAGGGCACCAGUAUUGUGCAACCAUAGAAGAGUUCUUUAUUUUGGAUCCUUCUAAAAAAUCUCAACCCUUGUAAGCUGCACACAUUUAAUUUAUUAUGAAAAAUAAAAACUUUUAUUUUA